Cutaneotrichosporon oleaginosum is the source of this 2362-nucleotide messenger RNA. RefSeq lists its product as uncharacterized. Gene Ontology annotation, cellular component: ruffle membrane; actin cortical patch. The record is from RefSeq and is a predicted model, not a curated record. NCBI's taxonomy places the organism in Eukaryota, Fungi, Basidiomycota, Tremellomycetes, Trichosporonales, Trichosporonaceae. Gene Ontology annotation, biological process: regulation of ruffle assembly; actin filament bundle assembly; actin cortical patch localization. Gene Ontology annotation, molecular function: phosphatidylinositol binding; actin filament binding.
GUCCUCGCUCCGUUUCCGUCCACGUCGCAUCUCUCUUUUCUUCUUCAUUCCCGUCACUUGUCGUCGCUGGUCGCUCAAGACCUCGUCAUCCUACCCAGCCAUCGGCACACACAGUGGGAUCGUCAUCGCCACCGAUCCCAGUCUCACCGUCAAUCACAUAGCAUCAAUCAUCGUUCCACUGUUCCCCCCAUUAUCCUCCCUCAUCACCCAUCACCUGUCUCCCAUCAUUCUUAUCUCUGCCACUCUCUCCUUCCUACUUGCAUCAAGUUGCCACAGUCGCACGAGACCCCUGCCCGACUCUCUCCUUUCGUACUUCCCGACACGAUACACGGACCGAGCGCGCGCCACCGCCUGAUCACGCCCUGACGCAUCGCAUCACUGGCUUUGUUGUGAAACGCUCGACAUGGGUCUAAACUCGCCCCUCCCAUCGUCUCUUCGCGAUGAGUGCCGCAAGGCCGCCAAGAUCGUCCGCAGCUUUGUCGACACUCACAAUAAUGGGCUGGACAAGGUGGUGCCACGCUAUGUUCUUGAGCGAGCCGCUGGCUUUGCGAUUUUCACGGUCGCGAAAGCGGGUUUCCUCUUCUCGGCGCGUGCGGGAAGCGGACUAGUGAUUGCGCGGACGGCCGAUGGCUCGUGGAGUCCGCCCACCGCCAUUGCAGUCGGCGGCGUCGGGUUCGGAGGACAGGCUGGUGCAGAAGUCACCGACUUCCUGAUUGUCCUCAACUCGCGCGCGGCCGUCGCAAACUUCAUGAGCGCCGGUAGCCUGACGCUUGGCGGUAACCUUUCUAUUGCCGUUGGGCCUCUGGGACGCAAUGCUGAGGGUUCUGGCGCCCUCAACACAAAGGGGCAGGUGGCCGCCAUGUACUCUUACUCGAAGACCAAAGGGCUCUUCGGCGGCGUCUCGCUCGAGGGAACUGUCAUCGCGGAGCGACAGGAUGCUAAUCGCCUAGCAUAUGGUGGCAGCCCAACCGCCAAGCAGAUUUUGACUGGGGCUUUCGACCCGCCCGACUGGGCUUACGUCCUUAUCGACAUGUUGGACCGCUCCACGGGGUUGCCUGGAGGGCAGACGUGGGUCGACGAUGCCCCUGAGGACGUCGGCGCGAUGGGCUGGAGCUCGCCUUAUGGCGGGCGGACUGGGGCUGGGUACGCGUUCGGCGAGGGUGUUGGUGCCGGCGGAUCAACGACUUCAAACAGAAAGCGUUCAAGCUCGCUCUUCUCCAUCGGGGGAAACAGCAAAGCGCGCGAUGACGCUGCUGCGAGCGCCAUAAAGAUGGGCCCAUCGAGCGAGUCUUACAACUCAAACGACCCCGACUAUGUGGGGCGCGAAUCGGAACGUAACUCGCGUCGGAGCAGCAUCAUCCGGCCGUACAGCGCUAAGCCAACGCCUUCGCCCUUCGCCUCCGAGCUUGACGGCUCCCGCAGCGGCACCCCUCGUCACGGAACGCCGCGCCACUCACCUCCACCUACUUUUGGCACACGCUCGCCUGUCAGCGGCUCGGAGCGCAGCUCCUCGGACCGUGACAAUGAUCUGCUUGGCUCCGACGAGUGGAGCUCGCGCAGCUCUGUUCCAGGCCAGAGCCAGAGCCGCAAGAUCAACCACUCACACGAGCGGGACCUCCUCGGCUCCUGGGAUGCCGACCCGCAUGGCUUGACUACGAACUUUGCCAAGCUGAGCACUUCGCACAGCGAGUACUCAAACGGCAAUGGGUACAUGAAUGGACUCGGCAGCAAGGGCCUUUCCCCAAACCGGACACCGAAUCGGUCGCGCGGCAACUCGCGCGCGUCCCAAACUCCGUUUGACCCCAUUGAUGAGGUUCGCGUGCACGAGACGACGAGCACGUUUGCGACGCGCGACUGGGUGCUGCCAGACGACAUGAUACCUUCACGCGAGAAGAAGCAGUGGCGUGAGCGCAAAGAGCGCUCGUUCUCAAGCUACGCCGCGCCCGCUGGCUGGAACUGGAAGGACGACGAGGAGCGCAUGCAGGCGCGCGACCAAGUCGACCUGACGUAUGACGACCACCGCCCAUUCGACGACUACAUGCCCAAGCCGCGCAUGCCUGGCCCAAAGCCGAACCUGGCCCUCAAAGCGGGCCUGGACGCCGCGGACGGGUACGCACGCGCAGUUGCACUGUACGACCUCGCCGCAAGCGCCGACGGCGACCUGGCUUUGCGCAAGGGUCAAGUGAUAACCGUUCUCGACAGCGACGGCGACGCCGGCGAGUGGUGGAAAGGCCGCAGCACCACCGGCGAAACCGGGCUCUUCCCUGCUAACUAUGUCGAGGUCCUCGACAUCCCGCGUGACUUGCGCGGUGGUGUUACGCGCUCGAUGCUCCGCCGCCGCGUCCUCGCCUUUGACCCAUGA